Molecule: messenger RNA, 851 nt
Organism: Amborella trichopoda
Lineage: Eukaryota; Viridiplantae; Streptophyta; Magnoliopsida; Amborellales; Amborellaceae
Product: transcription factor HEC2
Biological process (GO): regulation of DNA-templated transcription
Molecular function (GO): DNA-binding transcription factor activity; protein dimerization activity
Source: RefSeq, a predicted model, not a curated record
CCGCCUUCCUUUCAGCAAGCUCACCAUCAGUAAGCAUGGAUAUCGACUUAAUAAAAUCAAUGACGGAUGAGCAGAUUGACAUGAUGAUGCUUCAGAUGGAAAAGAUGCCGGAAUUUUAUGAGGGGUUUGCUGGAAACAACUUUUCCGGCAACAGUGCAAUCACCUCUCCUCCUCCAUCCACCUCACUUGUUGGCAUCCCAUCAUCUGCACUCCCAAUUCCAUUCCCGUCUCAUGUUCCGACCACUCUGAAUUCUCAGGCCGUAGGCAUGGACCUUAUGGCGAACCUUAGGCGCAACAAUUCCACGGCUGCAAUGAGAGAGAUGAUAUUCAGAGUGGCAGCCAUGCAGCCCAUACACAUUGAUCCCGAAUCUGUGAAACCACCAAAGAGAAGGAAUGUGAAGAUUUCAAAGGACCCGCAGAGCGUCGCGGCCAGGCAUCGUCGGGAGAGAAUUAGCGAGAGGAUUAGGAUUUUACAGAGGUUGGUGCCUGGUGGUACAAAGAUGGACACUGCAUCCAUGCUUGAUGAAGCCAUACACUAUGUUAAGUUCUUGAAAACACAGGUGCAAUCACUAGAGAGAGCGGCAGCCACUGGAAAUGGAACCGGGAGGCUAGCCUUUGCACCAGUACUCGGUCAUGGUGUCUCUCUCCCCAAACCCUACCAAGUGGCUGAGACCUUUAGCCCUCCUCAGUUGCAUGGGUAUAAUUCUUGACUCUGUGAUGCUUUUCAGUAAAUUCUUAUCUGGGUGGGAUUAUACAGAAAAGUGUUUGAAAGUGUAUUGUGUAAGAAUGUUGAGGAUCCUUUCUGUACUUCACUGCGAAUUGUGGUGUUAUUGUUGAAAGAUUAAGAAGCA